Messenger RNA from Marasmius oreades (fairy-ring Marasmius), 1584 nucleotides. RefSeq lists its product as uncharacterized. The coding region runs from base 1 to 1584 and encodes 527 amino acids. NCBI's taxonomy places the organism in Eukaryota, Fungi, Basidiomycota, Agaricomycetes, Agaricales, Marasmiaceae. The record is from RefSeq and is a predicted model, not a curated record. The transcript is spliced from 4 exons.
AUGCCCUCAGGUUGCGACUCCUCUGCAUCUAGUCGUGCUCCUUGCACCUCCUUGCAUUACGAGCACGAUAAUCACUACUACCAAGCCCAACAUGAAAACGCGAGAAAGUUCGUUCGAAUGGAGCCGGGACAUUUCUUGUGGGAGUUUCUGCCCGCACCCCAAGAUAUCCCGGCUUCUGAAUCGUUGGAAUCAGUAGAGGUAGCGUUCAAUUUGGCAGGAUCUCGUGAUCGUGAAGUGGACAUGUACCCAGACCUUGUGAAAGCUUUUCAAGCGUACUGUCCUGCAUUAAAAUUCUGUGAUACCCAUCGCGAUCCUGCAUACGCAGGGUAUGUGGUGAUCAAACCCGACAUUUCAAGGUAUCACCGAGACUCGAGCUCCGUUGCUCCUGAAGGACCAGCUGAGAACCAGAAACUAGCGGCAGUCAACCUUGAAGAAGUGGAAAUCAUCGUCGAGGUCAAGAUCAAACCUGGAGACGAUGCCUUCGCGGACGAAGACGGUUGGCCAUUUGAAGUGACUUCAACUCAAGGGCGAGACACUCGUGGACAAAUCACAAUGUACGCGAUUGCGCAACUCGCUGACCAACACCGUACCCAUUGCUUCUCUGUUCUGGUCGUCGGUACCUACGCUCGACUCAUUCGGUGGGAUAGAGCGGGUGCUGUUGUCACUUCCAAAUUCAGCUAUACGAGGACGCCAUGGUUGGCAACAUUCCUCCACAGGUACAACUACGCGAAUGCAGAAGUUCGCGGCAUCGACACUUCUGUGUACAGGCUCGAUAAUUUUGACGACAAGCUGAUUCAGAGUUUAAAACAGGUGGCACGAGAAAUGCUUGAAAUCCCCAACACCGAGCCGCUAUACGUCUUUGAGAUCUACGGCAAUACCACAGGCAACACUGCGAGAUUUAUUGGGUCCAGACCUUGUACCAGGAAGACCGGAUAUCUGACUGGACGAUGCACUCGCUGUUACAAAGUGUACAACCCCCAAAGUAAAGAGGUCCAAUUCAUGAAGGAUACGUGGGGGGUUGCUGCAGAAGGUGUCUUGGAGGAGGCCACUGUAUACUCAAAAUUGAGGGAUGCCGGAGUACGCAACAUCUUGACGCUCGUCGCAGCCGGGCACGUCCGUCACAGAGGAUCGCAAAACAUGCAGAACACGAAAACUCAGGACCAUGCUAAGCAGCGUAACAAUCGGCUGGAAAGUCUCCGCCAUUGUCGUCUGGUUUUCGAGGAGUGUGGGAAGAGCCUCCGAAGAUGCGAAACUGUCGGAGACAUGAUAUGUGUGAUGCGGGACGCUAUUAUUGCUCACAAGGAUGCGUAUGAGAAGGCAAAAAUCUUGCAUCGCGACGUCAGUUACGGGAACAUCAUCAUGUUGUGGGAUGGAAAGGGGGUUCUCAUUGAUUGGGACCUAGCCAAGUCCCUCGAUGAUCCACCCCCUUGUCAAAUUGAGGGGAACGGUACAUGGCAUGGCAAUUUAUAUCAGCGAGGUUGCUUAUGGCAAAGGAACCGACACCACACCUACUUGCGGACGACCUCGAAUCCUUCUUUCACGUCCUCUCAUUGCAGAUUUUGGAGUACACUCAGCACUCCUUGA